Striga asiatica is the source of this 378-nucleotide messenger RNA. The record is from the annotation of a GenBank genome assembly. Lineage: Eukaryota; Viridiplantae; Streptophyta; Magnoliopsida; Lamiales; Orobanchaceae.
AUGCCUGCAAAUGAGCAUGAUACUCACUGUCGCCUUCAACCGCCGGAAACAGAUUUCCUGCUCGCCGCCUCUGUUCCCCUCUCCGCCUCUCUCUUUCUCUCACACAAACGCACACACACUGCACCACCGCAGAUUGCCCUCACCGGUUCACAACUGGUCGCCGGCGACUGCUUGAAUCGGCCCGACAGCCGCCUCUUUCACUGCCGUCCUAGCCGGUGCCACGAGACGAGAGAAAUUAGAUCGGCAUACUCAAGAAGCUGUACCCGCCGUGAAUGCGAACCGCACAGAUCCCCGAGAAUCCCGUUUCAAUUCUCUACCCUCCAGCGGGAUAAUUUCGAUAGCUUUGAUAUCAAGGGUGAAGACGGGCAACGAAUUUGA